AUGACUGAAGAGAAUCCCAAGAAGAAGGCAAAACUUUCUGAUGAUUCUGACUCAUCGAAUGAACGUAUUUCUGAUUCCGACAAGUCUUUUGAAGGAGGAUUCGAUCUUGCAAAUAGACACCAUACAACAUCAGAAGACGCAAGGCAACUUGAAGAGGGAGGGGUGAACCCAUUCAAUGGAAGGAACUUCAGCAAUUCAUAUGUCAAAAUUUUAAAGGUUAGGAGGGAUCUUCCUGUUCAUCAGCAAAGAGAUGACUUUUUAAAAAUGUUUCACUCUAGUCAGAUUUUAGUUCUCGUUGGUGAGACCGGUUCAGGUAAGACCACACAGGUUCCACAGUUCGUUUUGUAUGACGAUAUGCCAAAUCUUGUUGGAAAGCAGGUUGGAAUCACACAGCCAAGAAGGGUUGCUGCUAUGUCUGUCGCUGCAAGAGUGGCAGAUGAGAUGGAUGUUGGAUUGGGCGAAGAGGUCGGUUACAGCAUUCGUUUUGAGAACAAAACAUCUGAUCGAACAAUCCUCAAGUAUAUGACCGACGGAAUGCUUUUAAGGGAAGCCAUGGAAGAUCAUGAUUUGAAUAAAUACUCCUGCAUCAUUCUUGAUGAAGCGCAUGAGAGGACCUUGCAACAGAUAUCUUAA
Molecule: messenger RNA, 633 nt
Organism: Brettanomyces bruxellensis
Lineage: Eukaryota; Fungi; Ascomycota; Pichiomycetes; Pichiales; Pichiaceae
Product: DEAH-box ATP-dependent RNA helicase prp43
Exons: 1
Coding region: 1-633 (210 amino acids)
Cellular component (GO): spliceosomal complex; intracellular anatomical structure
Molecular function (GO): ATP binding; RNA binding
Source: RefSeq, a predicted model, not a curated record